UUGUAUUCAGUGCUUUUGAAGCUUUCGUAGAGGUUGGACGUUCGCUGAUUUUAAAUUUGGAACGUUCAUUUUUACGCAACUUGAACUGAGAUGAGAUUUUGUUCGUUAUGAUUUUUGAUUUUUUCUUUGGUUAUGAAUUAAAUGAUGAUUUUAAAAAUCAAUAGACUCGAUUAGAAUAAUUAAAUUGUUCUUAACGUGCUGUGAAUGUGUAUUAUCUAAGAUGGUUGAGAGAAGUGUACUUACGUUUACAUCGUUAUUCCUUAUUGGAGCUGUAACCAGUAAUUUGCACGUAGAGCUGACAGUUGACCCACCAGUAGUCAUCAGGGAUAUUCCAGUCAUGCUAAUAUGUUCAAGAAAUAUAAAAGACGAAGAGGUGUACACUGUGAAAUGGAGCCGAGGGACCCACGAGUUCUUUCGAUACACACCAAGAGAUGAACAUCCCUUUAAACAGUUUGGUUUACGAGGAUUGUCAGUCAAGCUGUACGGGUCAAAUGGCACACAUGUCAUGGUGAAUAUUUUCGAACAUGAACUAUCAGGUGACUUUAGCUGCGAAGUUACAUCGGAAUCGAGUUUCAUCACAAAAAAUGACACCAAGUUUAUUGAAGUUAUUGCCUUACCUCCCUACGAUCCAAUACUGAAGACUAACGAGGACCGAUACAAGCCUGGAGAUGAACUGAUAGCGAAUUGUACCUCGGGCCCAGCGAAACCCAUACCAAAUCUAACAAUAUCUGUCAACGAUGAACCGCUACGCCCUUUAAGCACGACGUGGCUUUCGUCGCAUGAUAGGGCGCGAGCUAUCGUCAAGAUGAAACUGACUCCGGCGCACUUCUCCGCCGGUCUGAUGCGGCUGUCGUGUCGCGCCUCCAUCUAUGACGUGUACGCGAGAAAGCGAAACGUGGACUUCUUUGCGCCUAAUAACGGUCCUAGACCGGAGAGAAUAACACACAGCAGCAGCGCCACUUCAUGCUUUAUUAAUUGGUUCCUGGUAUUGUUAUUGUUAUUCUUACCUAUGGUUAUUUGUCAAGAUUAUGAAGAUUUAUUAGAAACUGCAUCUAAUGAUGCAUUCCAAUACUACGACGAAGAAAGUGAAAUUAACGCAAUGAUAUCUGCUAUUGGUUAGAUUAACUUUGAAUGCAGUUGGACCUAGAAAAGCGAGAUAUGUAGUACACGACCGUAGUAAGGGAGAAAAUUGGAUUAGAGAGAAAUGAGCACAGGAAGAAAAUCCUCUUUAUGUGCAACUCUUCUAACUAUUAAGGUUGGGCAAUGUUUCUGUAAUCGGUCUAUGGGCGGUCACUCAACCAUUUUGUUGGAUUCAGGAGAUUUUUUUUUUAUAAUGUAAGGUGGCAAACGAGCAAGCGGCCACCUGAAUCCACCGAAAUGGAAAGCCACC
Molecule: messenger RNA, 1390 nt
Organism: Papilio polytes (common Mormon)
Lineage: Eukaryota; Metazoa; Arthropoda; Insecta; Lepidoptera; Papilionidae
Exons: 6
Coding region: 221-1120 (299 amino acids)
Source: RefSeq, a predicted model, not a curated record